Procambarus clarkii (red swamp crayfish) is the source of this 969-nucleotide messenger RNA. RefSeq lists its product as uncharacterized. The record is from RefSeq and is a predicted model, not a curated record. NCBI's taxonomy places the organism in Eukaryota, Metazoa, Arthropoda, Malacostraca, Decapoda, Cambaridae.
AUGAGAAAUACGACUUUCCACAUCGGCGAGACAAACAUCAACUGCCGUAGGAACGGCGAAGAAACUAAGUUCCUUGGCAGGCCAGUAGGAUUCCACCUACUGCCAAAUUCUACAGCAAUUGAUGAAUUCAAGAAGCUGGGGGAAGCCAUACUGACCAGCAAGUUGGCGCCCUGGCAAAGGAUUGAUGCUCUAAAGACCUUUGUAUUCCCUACGACGGUAUUUGCAAUGCGAACGUGGCAGCUGAGAAAAGGAGAUUGGCAGGAACUCGAUGAUCACCUACGAAAAUUAAUCAAGUCAACGCUCUAUCUCCCGACCCGAGCUACAAAUGACUACCUAUAUGGCAGCGCAGCGGCAGGCUCCUGUGGAAUCCCCCUUGCUGCAGAGGACUCAGACGUGUUUGUGAUUGAUUCGGCCUUCAAACUUCUUACUACGCCGGACCAAGACACAAGAAACAUCGCGAGAGAAGACUGCACCAAGGUCGUGACCCGGAGACUACGAGAAGACGCUACAUUAGUGAAUGUCUGCCAAUAUCUGUCCAAGGAAGCAAUGGCUCAGCGGCCGACUGGUCACGAAACAGUCUGGUCCAGAGCAAGAAAUGCAUCUGCAAGACUAGACACGAAAUGGUCUGCCGACGGCGAAGAGCUAGCACUAACAUGCGGGGAACGGACCAUGACAAGGAAGGAAAGAAGACUCGUGGCAAGGAACAUCCGCAAUCACCAUCGUGGACUCAGAGACGAAAGCCUGCAGGACAAGCCGGACCAAGGAAAAGUGAUGAAGCAAGUCGCAAAAGUCCGAGCCUCGUCCUCCUUCAUCUACGACGGAGCAUUCACUACCUUCGCAGACUGGAGGUUCAUCCACAGGGCUAGGCUUAAUCUCCUCCCCCUCAAUGUAGCAAGGCGCUUCAAUGUUAACUCUGAUAAACGUUGCAGGCGUUGCAAGAACCCAAACGAGACUACCACACGUCCUUAA